AUGAGCAUAAUAGGCCGCGCAGAGCCGGGGGCCUCCCCCGAUUCCCCAUGUAGGGGGCCCCCCACAGGGGUCCAUCGGGGGCAGGCGUUCGGCGAGCCAGGGGCGGCCCAUGGGCGGGGAUACAGAUGUAGAGGGAAUGGAAAUAACACCCGUACAGCAUGGUUUAACAGUGGAGGGCCUUACCUGAGGCUUUGUGGAGCCUCCCAGUAUCCUAGAGGAGCUUCCGUACAGCGAGGUUCUCAGCGGAUGCCAAGGGGAGCUCCUGUAGGAACCGUGUUUCGAGGAGCUUUUCCUAGUCGGCGCGGCCCCAGUCAGAAACUUGUCUGUGGGAUAUGUGGGGAGGGGGAGGGAGUGUAUCGGUUUCGGUGCUGCCGAGUUUCUUUCUGCAGCUGUGCAUGCUACAAAGAGCAUACGAGCCGGCCUUGUCAGUACAAGGGAGAGCAGCAGCCCCAGCAGAAAGUAGAAACAGCAACUUAUUGUGAGGCAAGUGAACAGAAAGGGGCAUGUGAAGCUCCGCAGACGGUGGAGGUCGAGUCGCCAGCAUCAGCGGCGACAACAGGUGCAGUAUCUCAAGCCGCAGUAGCCCAAGCAGAUCCAUCAGGAGAUGGACGGAUUUCACUGUCCUCCCCUGAUAGUGCUCCCUUGCCUCCUUUUCCAUAUUCUUCUGUUGCUGAAAAAAGUCCAUCAAAGCGGAGGGCAGUUCAACAUACAAGGGGAGCAGUGCACCAUUUCCCCGAACUAUCAGCUGCCGAAGAAGCCGCUGUUCGGUCCGUGUCAUCGUGCCCUGAGCUUCAAAGUGCGUCUGUGCGGGAUGCAGUGUCAUCCGUCGUCACUGCUCUUUCUCGGGGGCCUUUCGCUGCACUUUCUGUGUUUGAGGAACUGCUGCAAGACCCGUCAUUUGCUGCCUUUGUUCAUGUUUUAAGCGAAGCUCUGCACCCCGAUAGCGUGGAUGCAGAAAAAUGUGCAAGCGGGGCAUCAAGAGAAGAGCGAAUAGUGGCCAGCAACCGAAAUACGCAGAGGUGCACGGGGGAACAGGGGCCUGGUCGAACUGACUAG
This is a messenger RNA of Cyclospora cayetanensis, 1056 nucleotides long. RefSeq lists its product as uncharacterized. The record is from RefSeq and is a predicted model, not a curated record. The coding region runs from base 1 to 1056 and encodes 351 amino acids. The transcript is spliced from 3 exons. Lineage: Eukaryota; Apicomplexa; Conoidasida; Eucoccidiorida; Eimeriidae.